Messenger RNA from Schistocerca gregaria, 1497 nucleotides. Its product is annotated as caspase-1-like. Lineage: Eukaryota; Metazoa; Arthropoda; Insecta; Orthoptera; Acrididae. The transcript is spliced from 7 exons. Gene Ontology annotation, cellular component: cytoplasm. The coding region runs from base 408 to 1421 and encodes 337 amino acids. Gene Ontology annotation, biological process: apoptotic process; proteolysis. The record is from RefSeq and is a predicted model, not a curated record.
AACUUGAAAUCUGCUGCCGUCUGAUUCGCGAACCCGUCAGCCAAUAAUGAGUCGGGAACAAAUGAUACGUCAUUCGCGGAACUCAUGUCUCCUAGAAUGAGAUAACUUCUAUCUUGUGCAAGUCGCAGCACCAGACACGGCCCAGACGCGACAGAUCUCUUAACAACCGUUCUUCCCGCCCACGAUUCGCAGAAGGAACAUCAAGAGGAGAAAUGGAACUGGUGUGGUGUGAGCCCCUGCCACACACUGUAUAGUGCGGCCCCUGCAUAACGUAGAUGUAAGGAGCUGCUACUUAGGGACGAUAACAUGGUGUGUACAGCUGGACAGAGAGGGCUUUGAAAAGAUAUGGAAUUUCAGUUACUUACGAGGUAACGAGUCUCUGAAGCAGGUACUCUUAUCCCCGUGUGAUGGAAGAAAAAAGUGUUCAGAUCAGCGAGUUGAAAGAAGGCAGACAAGAAGACUUACUGGCAAAGCCAUGUGAUGAUCACGCCAAACCCAGUGGACAAGAUGAAGUGCUCACCACCUUACACGAUGGCACCAGAACGUCCAAACGUCCGCGAGUGAUGCAAGAGCUGCCGAACCCUGGCGUCUCGAAAGACGACGAGGAAUACUUCAUGCGUAAUACUAAGCGUGGUUUGGCUCUCGUCUUCAACCAUUAUGAGUUCGACAUCCGUGAGUACAAAGACGGCGAGUUGUACAGGCCGCCGAAAAGGAAAGGAACCAGCCGAGACAAAGACGCAGUCUUGGAGACUUUUAGCAAACUCGGCUUCGAAGUCAUACCUCACGACGAUAAGCGUUACGAGGAAAUAAAGGAGAUACUGGCAGAAGUGGCUCAGCAGGACCACAGCGAGCACGACUGCCUGGCGGUGAUCGUGCUGACGCACGGCGAGCGCGGCGACAGACUGGAUGCGAAGGACGGGGAGUACGACGCCAGGAGGCUGUGGGAGCCCUUCAUAGCCAGCAGGUGUCGCACUCUCGCUGGCAAGCCCAAGCUCUUCUUCAUUCAGGCGUGCAAAGGUCGAACCAGGGACGUUGGCGCCAUUGUCCGAAACUCCAUCAGUGACUCAACAGAUGCUGCUCCAGUUGUCUCAGUCAGCUUCCAGGUGCCAUCGUUCGCUGACUUCCUCAUCGCCUACUCCACAUUCGAAGGUAUGUACUCCUUCCGCCAUCUCACUAAAGGCUCGUGGUUCAUCCAGACGCUGUGUACUCAGCUGAGAGAGCAUGCGGGCGACAAGGACGUUGUGUCGCUGCUAACCGACGUCAACCGCAUCGUGGGCCAGGACAACCGCUCCACCGACCCGUCCGAGCCGUGUAUGGACGGCUUGGUGCAGGGUCCCUGUUUCAUCUCCUCCCUCACACGCCGGGUACACCUGUGGCCGCCUGUUGUAGCUGCCCCGGACGCCUUGCCUAAUGUGGAAUAACUCUAACUUCCAUCUUUUCUUUCGUCUGAUUUUCUUGGAACUAAGUGUUUAACUUAAAUAAAAAUUUCUGAUUAUA